GCGUUAGUGAGUGACUUUGGGGAGUCAAUUCAGUCCGGCUUAAGGAUGCAAACAAGCAACUGUAAUGUUCAUGUGAACAUUAAUGAAAGUUUAUAUGAGUUUUUUAUGAGAAAUCUAAAAAGGAUAUUACCGAAAGAUUUGCCAAACUUCUUUCAAUCUUCAGACGAUAACUACUUCGAAAAAAUUGAUCACCGUGACUUUUGGGAUGAAAUUAGGGUUCCUUCUCUAGCUAUAACUGUCUUGUUAAAGGAGAGAUCAUCUUUUAAAAAAGCAGAGAAGAUUCUCAAUACAGAACCUUGGAUGUUUCACCACAAAAUAGAAAGAACUGACUCUAAAGGAACAAUAAGAAUUGGUCAACAAAAAUUUUACACACUUAACAACCACCUGCCUUGCUGUUCAAUAUCUCCGGUAGAAGAAAGUUCCCUCGAACGUCUAAGAUUGGUUAUUUUCACAAAAAAUUUUCCAGAAAGCGUACAUGUUUAUAGACUAUUAACGGGAAAGGAAGGAGAUUGCAUCAAAUCAGAUUUUUGCCUGUUCAAUAUCACUCCCUAUCUGCAGAUCGCUAUCAAGCAAUGCCAUCCAGCUGUCGUUUUAUACAAUCUACCUUACUUAUCGGUCUCAUUCUAUUUGAACACUGGAUUCGUUCUACCUCUACUACCUUCAUCUAAAUCAGAUUGUGAUGGCAAUAAAAUCGUUCUUAUUGACACGGACAGUCAUGAUUCCGGCUGGAGUUCGGAAGAAACGAGAAGUUUAAGUUCGACGACAAGUAGCAGAUUGAGUAGUUCAUAUUAUUCACUUCCCUCCUCUAUUAGCCAUAAGAGAGGCAAGCGUUUAAAAGAUAGGCAUAGUGCUGAAAUCAUGUACGGACUGCUACAAUGAAUACACCUGCUUUAGCAUUUAGCCUUUAUAAAAGAAAAAGAAUACAACAAUUGUUGUAAAUGGAUAUUAUGUAAUAAUCUUUAGCAUGCUCGUGAUGAUGUGUGAAAUUUAAAUGGUCAUUUAAGUCAUAAAAUGCUCUUGUACAGUUUUAAGGGUUGGUUCGAGUGUUACUCACUGUAGGACUAAACAAUCUGUAAAGCCCUCUCUUCUCUCCUCAUUAAAAAAUAACGAAGCCUUUUCUCGUAAGAGACUAACAUUUACAUAAGAAGUAUAACCUUUAACCUAAAUAUGUUUUCCCUCAAUUCAACACAUCCUUUCUAAUACCUUUGCGUCAUUGUCGUGAAGCGAAAGAAAGCAAGAAAAGAAAAUUAAAACAUUAAAUCACGCCAUCUAUCGUAUAUUUUGUCAACCUUAUCUUUUAUUAUACACCAUUAGCAUAAUUUACUUAAAGGAGAAAAUUACUCAAUUAUCAUAGAAAUUAAUUAAGUUAUUUUAAGAUUACCAAUGUUGAGUUUAUUGAAUAUUUCGUUUUGAAUAGUACACACAAAUUUACGGGCUAACGUUGACUGGAGAGGAAUUUAUUACGGCAUUUUAUGACCGUAAUUACCUUUUAACUAUACUAUUCAAGCUCCCGCAUGAAAUCUUUAUAAACUCUACCCAAACUUUUGUGUUUAGGUAGAUAAAUAACAAAACAAGAAGCAUUUAUUUUUAUUCUUUAAAGUUUUAAGUUGUUUUUCAGUAAAGUCUUUUUCUAUAUAACAGCAAAAAAUAUAGCUUUUCAUAUUAAUAAAUUCAAAUUUAAUGUAUUCAUUCUGCCAUAAAAUAUUCAAGUUUAUUAAUAAAUAUACUAAUAGAAAGGAACAAUAUUUAUAAGUUUUAUUAUGUAAAAAUUUCUCACUUUUUAUUAUUUCAUAGGUUAUUCUCUUCAACAGAAAUCCUUUU
Molecule: messenger RNA, 1821 nt
Organism: Dimorphilus gyrociliatus
Lineage: Eukaryota; Metazoa; Annelida; Polychaeta; Dinophilidae
Source: the annotation of a GenBank genome assembly